Messenger RNA from Nicotiana attenuata, 2632 nucleotides. Its product is annotated as telomere repeat-binding protein 3-like. The record is from RefSeq and is a predicted model, not a curated record. NCBI's taxonomy places the organism in Eukaryota, Viridiplantae, Streptophyta, Magnoliopsida, Solanales, Solanaceae. Bases 237 to 2276 code for a protein of 679 amino acids. The transcript has 10 exons. Gene Ontology annotation, molecular function: protein binding.
UUACCAAACCCAGAGGUUUUUCAAUCCUGUCCACAAUUUCACUUUCACUUUACUUACCCACCAAAAAAGUAAAUAAAAGUAAUAAAUAAGUAUAUUCUUCCAUUUUUUGCAAUUAAUUCAUGGCUUGAAUUCGAAAUUCUCCUACACAAUACGUAGAUUUCUACUCUGAUCGCGGUGAAAUUUGUAAAUUGGCUAAUUGCUUUUGGAUCAUCACUUGUUGGCAUGCUUCCUGAGAUAUGGUGUCUAAGAAGAAGCUAGAUUUUGGUUUCAAUGGCUUUCACGUUCCAUUUAUACCUAAAGCUCCCAGAUCAGUUAGAAGGAGAGGUUCCUGUAAAAAAUUUGACGAUGAUCAAAUUUGUGCAUUUGAAUUAUUGGCGGCUGUUGCUGGGAAGCUUUUACAGGAGAGCGAAAGCUCUACUUCUAGUAAUGUAGCAGAAGGAAAAUACGAGCUUUCUGAUUGCAGGGAUGGUAUUAAAUGUGAACAAGUGGAAGAAGAUAAAGCUGUGAAAUCAGAGUGCCUCGACCAGGGGAGUUGUGUAGAAAGCGCUUAUAUACCAGAACCUGCAGCCCGAGAGCAGAAUCUAAAAUAUGAUCUCGAUAAACCUUAUUAUGCAGAAAAUAGUUCCAUCUUGGAGCAUACUUCUACUGUUAUAGGUUCUGACUCUGACGUGACAUUGGAAAACUGCAAGGAGGUCAAUGUAGCUGACGGAAAUCUCCCCGCUAAAGUUGAAGACUUUGAUAGUAAAAUCUCAGGAACUCAAAAACAGUUAGAUGAUGACAGCAAGCAGAUUGACAACUUAACUGUGACUAACACUUGCAGUGUAAAGGGUCCAAUUGAAAAACAUGUUAAUAACAAUGCCUUAAUUAACCCAGAGAGUAGUGUACAGUUAUCCUUGUAUAGGGAUUUGAUUCCUAGAGCUUCUUUUGUAAAGCAAAGGAACAGUGUAAACUUAGGUGUUAGAGAUGAUGACGACAACUCUUUUGGCUGCUAUAGAUAUAGCACUAAGUUAAGGACCUUUAGGACAACAUCACGAAUUGGAUACAGAAGCAUAAGGAAGAUGCUGACAUCUCGGCGCUGGAAAGUUGCUCCUAAGUUGAAGGAAUAUGAGCGUUCUUACACGAACGGUGGAGUGGAGUCCUUUUACGUCAAUAGGAAAAGCGUACGUGCACGCAAGAGAUACCAACCUGAAGUUCCUUCCAAGAGAAGGAAAUUGAGCGACCAUGGCUUUGCUUUUGCAUAUUACCAGGAGGCCAGUAGUGAAAGCAUUUCAAAUUCACCUGAAAAGGGAAUUAAGCGAGACAUUAGUACCUCUCAUGCCAUCCCAAGAGUUACUGCAGAUUCAGUCAUAGUCAAAAAUCAUCACAAGAAGGAUCCUAAUGUAAAAUUUAGCAUUAAGUCCUUCAAGGUGCCAGAGCUUUACAUAGAGGUUCCUGAAACUGCAACUGUUGGCUCAUUGAAGAGAACAGUGAUGGAGGCAGUCACAGCUAUACUCGAAAGUGGAUUGCGGGUGGGGAUGGUUCUCCAGGGAAAGAAGGUGAGAGAUGACAAUAGAACUCUAGAGCAGGCUGGUAUUUCCCGGAACGGCAACCUCGAUAAUUUGGGCUUUACUUUGGAGCCUAAAUUCACCCAAGUUUGUCCAUCAUUAUCUCCUAAUGAUGUUGCUUCUUCAUCGACAUAUGUUGCAGAUCAGGAUCUAACUAGGCGACGAUCCAGUCCUAUCUCAGAAUUGGGGAUUACCAAUGCUUCAUCAGAUCCUCCAGAGACUAAGUUGGACAAGCACAAUGACAAUAACCAUCAAGCAGAUCUAUCUCCUAUAAAUCCUGUCGAUCCAUCAACUGAUGUAGCUGUUCCGGAUUCUAGAGCUUUGGUCAUAGUUCCUCCGGUUAACCCGGAGGCACUGGCUAUGGUUCCUCUGAACCAGAAAAGCAAACGUUCUGAACUUUCACAGCGUAGAAUACGGAGACCAUUCUCAGUUGCAGAGGUAGAAGCGCUUGUUGAAGCUGUGGAGCAUCUUGGAACAGGAAGGUGGCGUGAUGUCAAAAUGCGUGCUUUUGAGGAUGCUGAUCACCGAACUUAUGUUGACUUGAAGGAUAAAUGGAAGACAUUAGUACAUACAGCAAGCAUUGCCCCGCAACAACGAAGGGGAGAGCCGGUGCCUCAGGAUCUUCUGGACAGGGUCUUAGCUGCCCAUGCUUACUGGUCUCAGCAACAGGGGAAACAACACGUUGAACCUUUGAAGAUUGUGGAUACUAAAGCGCAGAAAGUCGGCGCUUAAAGAAUUCGUCGAAUUGUCAAGAUUUAAAAAUUAUAUUAUAUUAGGAACAUGAAGAACACGUCGAGAAACAUGUAAAAAGGAUUCGUUCUGUUUCUCGUUAACUCGCUUAGACUCACUGAUUUGUGACUGGGUGGACUGGCAUUUGUAAAUUAUUCAGGAAUAAAGCAGUCGAACAGACGCCGUAGGGAUCAUUUAGUUUCUGUUGGUUAUUUCAUUCACAUAGGGUUAUGUACAUUAAGAAUCAAAUGUAUUCUGUACAAUUGUACAUUAAUAGUAUUCCAUUGGUUUUUAGUGUAAUUUCACUAUUAUUGUAUGCAACUUUUCUUGAAGUCUACACUAAUGUUUAGUUGGAUCUC